Symbiodinium natans is the source of this 1437-nucleotide messenger RNA. The record is from the annotation of a GenBank genome assembly. NCBI's taxonomy places the organism in Eukaryota, Dinophyceae, Suessiales, Symbiodiniaceae.
AUGGUGCUGGGUCUGAACACGGUUUGUGACGUGUACUUCGCUGGCGCCAUCGACCUGCUCUGUGACGCCUGGAGUCUGACUCCAGAUGUUGCCGGGGCGACCUGGAUGGCCGCUGGCGGAUCGGCUCCAGAGUUUUUCACGUCCAUGGUGGGCGCCACUAUCGCGCAGAACGAUGUGGGCUUUGGCACCAUUGUAGGUUCGGCUGUUUUCAACGUGCUCUUCGUAAUCGGGCUGUGCGGCUACGUGGCCAAGGGCAACAUAGAGCUCACGUGGUGGCCGCUGUUUCGGGAUUGUACCUACUACAUUUGCUCGUUGGGCGUGCUGGCGUCCUUCACGUACAAUCAGACAAUAACGGCCUGGGAGGCUGUUAUUUUGUUUCUUUUGUACGUGGGCUACGUGUGCUUCAUGUUCAUCAACAGGCCCUUGAACAUCUGGGCGUACGAAAAGACAGGUACCCCUAUGAACAAGGAGCUGCGGGAGUACAUCGAGGAAAUGAGCAAAGCAAAGGCCGCCAAGGUCGAGCCUCAACAGGUAGGUCAGGUAGGUGGACCGGAGGAGGAAUCCCCAGCCAAGGCCGCCUCGGGCUCAUUUUCUGCGGCCACCGAUGAGCCGGACCGACCCGAGCCUGCUAAAGACAACUACAUCAAAGAAGAUCGGGUAGUGCCAAAAGAUGAGACAGAAGAGCCGGCCGGGGACAAGUUGGACCAGGAGCCGCAGGAUGUAGAGAAGGCGGAGCCCCCCGCUGCUGCGGAAGAGGCGGAAGCGGCGGAGGAUGACGAUGACGAUGACGACGACGACGAACCUGAGGACUUCAUGAUCAUGCCAGAAGGCACGUUGGACCGAAUAUUGUGGGGCCUAAGCCUUCCGGUGUAUGCCCCACUGUAUUUUACCUUGCCUUGGCCUUCCAAAGGCUCUAAGCUCUUCAUGCUCACCUUUGGAUUGUCUUUGCUAUGGAUUGGUGGAUUUGCGUUUCUGCUCGUCUGGUGGACUGACAUCGUAACAACGGUGGUGGGAAUACCCACCAUCGUGUCUAGCGUCACCUUCUUGGCGGCAGCAACAUCCAUCCCCGAUGCUGUGAGCUCCAUGGCCGUGGCCCGGAAAGGACAAGCCGACAUGGCAGUCAGCUCUUCGAUUGGCUCUAACAUCUUUGAUAUUCUCGUCGGAUUGCCAGUUCCCUGGCUCCUCAAGUGUGCGAUUGAAGCGAACAAUCCUGAAUUCAAAGGUGUGACUAUACAGUCUCCCUAUCUAAUGUUCUACACUUGCUUGCUGCUGGGAAUGGUCUUCGGGACUGUCAUCAGCAUCAAGCUUUGCGGCUGGAAGCUGCAGAAGGCAUUAGGUGGUUGCAUGGCUGUCCUGUAUUUUGUCUUUAUCAUCACGACGGUGGUGGUGGAGCUUUCCCGGCCAACAUGGCUCAUGACGAACCCGCCUUUGACCUGA